GGAGGAAAGAACAUAGUUUGGAGUCAGAGGACCCACGUUCAUUCAAAUCCUGGCUCUUCCACUUACAUCCUGUGUCCUUGGACCCAUCAUUUAAAUAUCUCUGCACCUCAGUUUCCAAAUCUGUGAAGUGAGGAGUUUAGCUAUUUCAGAUCCCUCUCAGCCUUGUAUUGUAAUGGAAUACUAAUAAUCCUGCAGUUUGCAUCAUGGAAGGGCCCUGGUUAAUAAUAAUUCCCAGCUUAGGGACCAUAGUCAUACUCUGUUAUUUCUGUUGUACGGAGGUACCCGGAGUGGAUGGAAAGGCCCCAGAGCACUGACCAGGGGCCUCUCGUGGGUUAGUGGUAGUGUCCUGCCCAGAACCUUCAGCCUGCUCUUCUGCCUUCCUCCAUGAGUUAGACAAUACUCCAGUCCCCUCACUUCCCUUGUAGAAACUCCAGAUAGCACCUUUGAGAUGCCAGAGUCUGAGGACUUGACCCAGCUUCGGGAAAUGAACCUAGAGCUCCUCCGGCAGUUGCGGGUGGGGCAGGAGGAGAUCCGGAAGUCUGUGGCCUGGGCCAAGGGGGCAGCCCAGCUGUUCCCAAAGCUCAAGAAUGAAGAGGGGAGCAGCCUCCAGUCACUGGAGGCCUGGUGCGGCCAAGAUGAAGAGACCACGGUGUUCACUGAACACCUCAACCAGUUGAGCCCUUGCCCAGCCCCUAGUACCACUGCUGGGGACAGAGAAGCCUCAGAGCAGGAACAAAAGAGCAGGAGCCAAGAGCCAGCCCCGAAGAGCAGCCUGCCUAACAGCGAGACUGUGCACAGUGUGUCUCCCUUCGAGUCCCCUCCAUCCAGCCAACCCCAGGGUCAGGAACCCAAGAACUAUCGGAGGCCCAGUUCCAGACCCAGUUCAGCAAGCUUGCCGUCUUCCCCUGAGGCCUUAGACUUGGGGCCCAUGAUCAAUCCCCUGAUCUUUGGGGUCCAGAGGCCAUUCUAUGAGGCAAAAAGCCCGGGAGACCGAAGGUCCAACCUUACCAUUAAGCAUUGGCAGAACUUCAAGGCCUCUCAGAUACCUCCCCGGUUGGAUUCUCAGUCCAUCAACCCACAGCUGCGUUGGCUCCCCACUUCUUCGACCCUGCCUGGUGGACAGUUGCCCUACUGGCUCCAACAGAAGAAUUUUCUGAUUCCUGAUGAGAGCUGGCGCAUGAAGCCUUAUUUAGGUUAUGAUGUGAUUGCAGGGUUGCUGGACACGGCAUCUCCUAUCACCCGUAAAUCUGAAAGCUACUUCUCUGAUCUUCAGGAUUUUCGGAAGGCUAAUAAGGAAGAAUGUAUUUCCAGAUACCCAGAGCUGGAUUCUCUGGACUUGCCCUCUUCUACUAGAAACAAGAGAACCCCGGAUUCCCAUCAGUGUAUACAUUGUUACCGAGUCAACCAGCGUCUGUUUACAGUUCCCCUGGACUCGCUGGCCACCUGCCCUGUGUGCAAGACCUCCCGCAGCCAGAUGGGCCUUGAAACCUUGGAUCACCCUGCCCAAGUCAGAGUGAGCGUACCGUUCUCAACCUUCCUGCCACCCCACCAGUACCCCAUACAUCGACGAAAAAGCUUCGAUACCUCAGACACCAUGGCCUUGCCCCGGCACUGCCUGAUGGGCUGGGAUGGUGUCCCCAGGCCAUCAGCCAGCAGUUCUGCCCUUAGCAGCCUGGACCUCAGGACCUCCUUAGACCCCGGUUCUCAGCGGACAGAGCCCUUAGACCACUCCUGUUUGUCAUCCAGGACUUCAAACUGGAGCUGGUCAGACCCACUGCUCUCCAUGUCUCGAGCCACACAAUUUCAAUUGAGCAGCGUUGCUGAGCACUAUGGCUUGGGUGGCAGGCGCUUCCCCCGGCCAUGAGGGCACAUCCCAGCCCCAGCCCCGUCCUGUUGGUGAGAAGGGCCCUGGACUCCAGAGCUGGGAAGGCAGCUCCUUUGCCAAACUUCGAGGCUGGAAUUGUUCUGCCCACCCUCGGCAAGAGGCAUCUACACACCCGGGAAAUCCACCAUAUCCACUGUCCCCUGCCCACCUGUGCCUCAGGGAAUGUGCUGGGAGACUGUGGGCUGGACUUGUGCUCAGGCCCAGGUGUGCCCCUGAGCCACUGUGCUGUGAUGACGAUGAGGACAGAGGCAGCUACUUGUGCCUUUUUAAAAAUAAAGCUCCGAGACCUCUCACA
Trichosurus vulpecula (common brushtail) is the source of this 2180-nucleotide messenger RNA. RefSeq names its product migration and invasion inhibitory protein (gene MIIP). The transcript has 9 exons. The record is from RefSeq and is a predicted model, not a curated record. Lineage: Eukaryota; Metazoa; Chordata; Mammalia; Diprotodontia; Phalangeridae. Gene Ontology annotation, biological process: negative regulation of cell migration; negative regulation of G2/M transition of mitotic cell cycle. Bases 449 to 1864 code for a protein of 471 amino acids.